Molecule: messenger RNA, 1458 nt
Organism: Ziziphus jujuba (common jujube)
Lineage: Eukaryota; Viridiplantae; Streptophyta; Magnoliopsida; Rosales; Rhamnaceae
Product: protein FLX-like 4
Exons: 4
Coding region: 270-1193 (307 amino acids)
Source: RefSeq, a predicted model, not a curated record
UUGAUACAUCCAAUAAUAAUUAUAAUAAAAAUAAAGUUAAACUCCAGGUCAAGGUGCUCUCUCGCGUCUCUGCCCCUAAAGAAGGUUCAAUCUUCUUCGCUUGUUACUCGGCAUCGGAAGCCAUCCAUGGAAGAUUCGUCUGCCAUCUCAUAUUAACAUAAUUGACCCCCGAAAACCAUCUCGUUGACUUGAAAAGAGAGGUAUGUGCAUUUUGGGACUUUCUGCUAAUUACAGCUAAUGUGAGUAGGUCCGAGGGUAUUGUCAGACAGAUGUCUGCAAGACGGAAAAUUCCAACUCCUUUAGAAGGACGGCCUAUUCAAGCAUCAGGGAUGCGGCAUGGUUACUUCCCUGGAUCUGGUCUUGGUGGUGGUCAUCGGCCCUUAGAACAGGUAGCUCCUGCUGAAGUGUUGGAAAAUAAAAUUGCUUUUCAGGCCGCAGAGAUAGAACAACUUUCAGGGGAUAAUCAUAGGUUGGCAGCCAGUCAUGGAACUUUGAGGCAGGAGCUUUUAGCUGCUCAACAAGAAGUACAAAUACUCAAAGCACACAUGAGAAGCAUCCAGACUGAAAGUGAUAUUCAGAUCCGUGUUUUGCUUGAUAAGAUUGCAAAAAAGGAAGCAGAUAUUAGAGCUGGAGAGAUUGUCAAGAAGGAACUGCAGCUGGCCCACAAGGAGGCACAGAACUUAUUGGCGGCACGACAAGAAUUGUCUGUCCAAAUUCAAAUGGCCACCCAGGAAUUGCAGAAAGCCCAUGCUGAUGUGAAAAGCCUUUCAGAUCUGCAUGCUGAGCUUGACAGUUUGAGGAAAGAACACCAGAGAUUGCGUGCUACAUUUCAGUAUGAGAAGGGAUUGAACAUAGAGCAAGUGGAGCAAAUGCAAGCAAUGGAGAAGGAUCUAAUUGCAAUGGCAAGAGAACUGGAAAAGAUGCAUAUUGAUGUCUUGAAUGCAGAGAACAGAGCACAUGCACCAAAUCUGUACGCUGGUGGAUAUGGAAAUCCGGAUUCUUCAAACCCAUCCCCGAUGCAAGGCAGCACCCCCUAUAUUGGUAGUUAUGGAAGGGCUCAUAUUAAGAAGGGUAUUGGGUCAACAAGAGAGGGAAUGAUUGCACAUGGAAGUGACAUUAGCGCACCUGCCCCUACUACUUCAGUUGCUGCUGUCUGGGGAGGUGCAUAUGACCCUGCACUCGAUCCAAGAUGAAUUUGAAGAAGCUACUCUCUUACAGUUUCUACAUUUACCCAGCUCUGUUGAUUUUAAAAUUUGCAAAGAUAGUUUUGCUUGAAUGUAAGUUAUAUGCUAGAUCUAUUACCAAAGAAAAACAAGUUGUAUACUGGAUCUCUGUACCCGAUAGCUUGUUCAUCUAACUUAGAGCUUAAAUAUUAAUUACAGCAUGCUGCACAAAAAUGUAUUAAGCUGGUUUGUUUAUUCCAGCUUUUUUAUGAAUUUGGUUUAUCUUAGGUUUACA